This is a messenger RNA of Salvelinus sp. IW2-2015, 2746 nucleotides long. RefSeq names its product 5-hydroxytryptamine receptor 1D-like. Gene Ontology annotation, cellular component: plasma membrane. NCBI's taxonomy places the organism in Eukaryota, Metazoa, Chordata, Actinopteri, Salmoniformes, Salmonidae. Gene Ontology annotation, biological process: regulation of behavior; regulation of locomotion; adenylate cyclase-activating adrenergic receptor signaling pathway. Gene Ontology annotation, molecular function: G protein-coupled serotonin receptor activity; dopamine neurotransmitter receptor activity, coupled via Gs. The record is from RefSeq and is a predicted model, not a curated record.
AGACAGAGUGAGCCAACCCUGUGUAUCACCAUAAUCUUUCAGUGUAGAUUUUACCCACUGAGGGUUAUUGAAACAGGAGGAGACCAUGAAAGCAGCAGUUGAUAGGAAGUCAGAGUCUGAGGUGUUGUGCUCGGCCUGGCUGGAGUGGAGAUAAGAGCUUGGGCGAGAGAGAAAACAGAGUUUGAUGAGACGAGCAGAAUACAAAUCAGUGUCUACUGUCCCUCAGCCAGACUGCCGAAUCAAACCAAUAUUAGUGUGUCUGCUGAAAUGGACAGUGAUUCAGCAACUAUAAUAGCUUUAUUGGUUGUGCAUUGAAAUGGUACGAGCAUAAUCAAAAGCUCUAAUAUGAAACUAAAUAGCAAUCACCUUUCCUGUAAAUCUCAAUUUUGGAGAUUUUGUCUCAGAACCCAGUGUGUCUCCAAGACUGAAAUUAUGGAUAAAGGAUCCAUCAGGUCCCAUGAAUACGUGUGACAACCAACAGUGACACCCAUCAAUGCAGCCCUCGCACCAUGCCGAGAAGACAAAGGAAAGCAUAGGCCCUGACUUGAUUGUGGUGAUGUGGCUCAUCUAGACCUUGAACAAAGGUUUAAAGGGCAAAGGCAAGAUGGAUCAGGAUAAUAGCUCCGUUGAUCCGUUCUUCACCAAUUCCACGGAGAGCUCUGAACCCACAGAGGCACUAUGGGACAAAGCCACUCUCCUGGGGCUCCAGAUCUUCCUGUCAGCCAUCCUGGCAAUCGUCACCCUGGCCACCGUGCUGUCCAAUGCCUUUGUCAUCGCCACCAUAUUCCUGACUCGGAAGCUACACACGCCAGCCAACUUUCUGAUUGGCUCGCUGGCUGUGACAGACCUGUUGGUGUCCAUCCUGGUCAUGCCUAUUAGCAUCUUGUACACAGUGAGUAAGACCUGGGCCCUGGGGCAGAUUGUCUGCGACAUCUGGCUGUCAUCGGACAUCACCUUCUGCACUGCCUCCAUCCUGCACCUGUGCGUCAUCGCGCUGGACCGCUACUGGGCCAUCACUGACGCCCUGGAGUACUCCAAGCGCCGGACAAUGCGUCGAGCGGGCCUGAUGAUAACAGUGGUAUGGGUGAUCUCCAUCUCCAUCUCCAUGCCGCCGCUCUUCUGGAGGCAGGCCAAGGCCAACGAGGAGGUGAUGGAGUGCAUGGUGAACACGGAUCAGAUCUCCUACACGCUCUACUCCACCUUCGGGGCGUUCUAUGUUCCCACUGUGUUGCUGAUCAUCCUCUACGGCCGGAUCUACGUGGCAGCCCGCUCACGCAUCUUUAAGACACCAGUGUCGUGCGGCAAGCGUUUCACCACGGCCCAGCUCAUCCAGACAUCGGCCGGCUCCUCCCUUUGCUCCAUCAACUCCGCCUCCAACCAAGAGGGCCACCUGCACCCCGGAGGGGGAGGCAACACGGGAGGAGUGGCAGUAAACGGAGGUGGAGGAAGCAGUGGUGGGUCGCCUCUCUUCAAUAACUGCGUGAUGGUGAAGCUGGCUGACAGCGUGCUGGAGAGGAAGCGUCUGUGCACCGCCCGGGAAAAGAAGGCCACCAAGACGCUGGGCAUCAUCCUGGGAGCCUUCAUCGUGUGCUGGCUACCCUUUUUUGUGGUCACCCUGGUACUGGCCAUCUGCAAAGAAUGCUGGUUCCACCCAGUGCUCUUCGACGUGUUCACCUGGCUUGGCUACCUAAACUCGCUCAUCAAUCCCGUUAUCUACACUGCCUUCAAUGACGAGUUCAAGCUGGCCUUCCACAAACUCAUCAAGUUCAAGAGAUGCUACUAAGGGAAUGCGAGUAUUGUACAUACAAAAUAUAUCAUAACCCAGUGUUUCCCAAACGUGGGGUCUCCUGAUUUGAAAAUGGGGUUGCGAGAGAAACUCUGAAGGGAAAAAAAAGAAUUGUGCUUGGUUCAUAAAACCGGGGUUACGUCAGUUGUAAUAAACAGAGCGGUUUCUGUUUUCUUAUUACAAAUAUGGUUCUAUUUUUUGCGGGGGGGUUUAAACUACAAAAUAUUAUGAUCCCAUCACUGAAAGAUAAGACUCAGGAACAUGUAUGUGUCUUCUGUUUCCCUCUACAGUGCCCACAAGCCUCAUUAGAACAGAGUGGACAAGACCAGGUACUAAAUCAGACUGGGGAGAAAAGAACAUCCUUCGCUAAUUUUCCAUCCAAUUUGUAACAGAUUUUCAUGCGAAUAUUCUCAAAUCUGCCAAAAACAAUAUGCGCCAUCAACUGAACUGAAUUAUUGAGGAUAAAAUCCUGUGCAUGAUGACGUAGUGCACAUAAAAGUAACUUUUGCCGUUCAAGUUAAAUGAGUUUCCAUCACAUUUUCAACUCAACUGAUGGUUUUGCAUUAUAUUGCAAAUGUGCCCUCUCUGGUCUUGGCACAUGCGCUGUAGCCAACAGUUCGCAGAUACAGUGCAGGUAGGCUACCUACAUUGAGAUUAUUAUGGACAAGGGCGAGAUUAUUUGUAUGAAUGAAUGACAUUUUAUUUUCAUGUGAAAUUGCCAAUUGGCAACCCAUUCCCGUAUGGGACUCAUUGACACAAACAAACAUUAAAAUAAUUCACUAUGGUAAUUAAAUGAGAAUCCAUAUUCCGGUGUUCUCUGCAUUGCGCAUCGCGUACAGAGUGAAAAAAAGUAAGGUAAAAAUCAAUACAUAAGUAGGCCUAAAUAAGGUUGUAUUUGUCAAACAGAAGCCAAACAUCGAUCAUCAUGUCACCAGAAUAUGACCUUCAAUAUUUAUUGAA